This is a messenger RNA of Aureobasidium vineae, 1275 nucleotides long. NCBI's taxonomy places the organism in Eukaryota, Fungi, Ascomycota, Dothideomycetes, Dothideales, Saccotheciaceae. The record is from the annotation of a GenBank genome assembly.
AUGGGUAAGAACAAGAAGAAGCGAAAGGACAACGCGCCUCAUGCCAGAAGGCCAGCACCGAGCGAAAGACGACAGAAUCAGGUGCCCGACCAGAGACAUCGGGUUGUCUCCAAAGAGGCCUUGAAAGAACGUGAGCGACCGCAGACAGACGUCACCUACGGUCAAAUAGGCGCCUUCCCAGGACUGGACCCACGCGACAAGGAUCUCUUCUAUGGUCCUGCGAAUGACGGUCUUGACUAUCUACGUAUGGUCAGAUCUGAAGCACGCGGUAUCCCGCACAUCGUUCGCGCUCCGCCUCCCAAACCGCCCCAGCCUGUUGACUACGAGGACGACGACUACGAAGAACAUAUUGACGAUUAUGACGGCUACUACGAGGAGGAUGAAGAGGAAGACGAAGAGGAAGACGAAGAGGAAGACGAAGAUCAAGAUGGCUGGUACGAAGACGGUGCUUAUGUGGCUCCUUCGAUCGCCGCUCCUGUUAUAGGUCCUAUCCAACCAGGGAUGAAGGCCCAGGAUGCCUUCUACGACUCCCUGAAGACACGCUUCGAAAUCCUGCGUCGCAAUCUGAGGGCGUCGCCGUCUGUUCAAGCCGUCCAAACUCUCGAUGAUCAACACCCCAUCUCUCUUCCUUUUGGUAAUAAGAUGGCCGACAAGGAUUGGAAGUACCACCUUUUAAACACGACUCCGCUUCCUGCUCAACUCGCUUCCCUCGAUUCUCCAUCUAUCCUUCGCUUGCUGAAGCUUGUUGAAGGCCAACUAGAAAACUGCCGCAAAACAAACAUUCCGCACAACGUCGGCUUGUGGGCCUGGUCACUGUUGGCCAAACUGGACGAUGUUGGCUUGUUGCAGACUAAAGAGGUCAGCGUAGUUCGAGAUUUGGCAAAAAUGGCCAUCUGGAAUGCUGUUCAGCACGAAGAAGGCGAGGUUGUCGAUGCAGACCAAGUAGAUGCUACCGAAGCUGGUGCAUCACCUGUUGAGAAAGUCGAGGCUGCAGUAGAAGCACAGAUCAAAGAAGAGAUCACAUCAGCACAGGAUGACCAAGGAGAUGCUCCCAUGGAUCUGGGUUGUGAAGACCAACUUCUGGAUGCCAUUGCUGCUAAGAAGCGUGAACUACAGACCGAAGCUGAAGUCAAAGAAGAGGAACAAAAGCAAGAGGAGUUCCCUGACACUAACACGUGUGUGACCAUUGACAUGCUUGUCACAGUGGCCAGCGAGUUUUACGGUCAGAAGGAUCUUCUUGUUGGUCGCUUAGCAUGGGAACACCCUAUCAGCUAA